AUGCCCAUCCUCUCUACUGAACUUUUGCUCACAGAAGAAGAAAGGCGCAGGGCCUAUACGAUUAUGGGGUAUUUUAUCAAUGGCUUUCUGUUCGGAAGUUCCCCUCCACCGAAGCGGCUACCAUUGAGUAUUUCUCAGCCGAUGAUUGAACUAUCAACUUAUUUUGAUUUGCCGCCGGUUCCCACAUACGCGGGACAAGUUUUAUGGAAUUAUCGUCGGAUUGAGGACGACAACAUGCCUUUACAAAAGAGAAAUACCCAACCGUUAGUAUCCUUCACUGGUUCCCCAGAGGAAGCAGGCUUUUUCGGGAUUGUUUUGUCCAUUGAGGAGUGUGGGGUUCCACUGAUCUCGAUAUUGCUUGAGGCCAUUGAGGCCACUUGUGAUCAUGAUACGGAACAGCUUAUUGCCUGCCUCCAACAGGCGACUAUAACCUUGACCGAUAUGACCUCCAUUUUACCACGCAUGUACCGCGAUUGUAGCCAGAGUUUCUUUUACCACAAACUCCGACCAUUCCUGGAUGGGACCAACAGCCUUUCCUCAGUAGGGCUCCCUAAUGGGGUGUUUUUCGAAGAGCAUAAUGGUGGGCAAUACCGUAAGCAUUUUGGACCAAGCAAUGCCCAGAGCUCGCUCUUUGCUUUGGUCGAUAUUAUACUAGGCGUGAAGCAUGAUCAGGAAUGCUCUGUGAAGGAGAACAGCGGUCAGCAGUCACCCAAUUAUGCUGAACGAAAGGUUACUGAGCAGGAAAUGCGAUUAUAUAUGCCCCGAAAACACCGCGAAUUUUUGGCUGAGGUGGAGCGGAUGCCACAUAUCAAGGAUUUUGUCCGGUCACAGCCGGGAGACGUUCGGCUGAAUUCCACAUAUAAGAAUUGUCUUUCUGCGCUCCUAGAGCUCCGGCGAGCACACAUACGGAUGGUAGCAAGAUACAUCGUUAUCAUGGCCAAGCACCAACAAUCACCGAUGGUGGUUAAGCCUGAUUCAACACGCGGCGAAGCAACGGCAGCGGGCACAACUGGUACUGGAGGUACAAAUGCAAUGGAGUUUCUAAAGUCUGUUCGAGAUUCUGUGGUUCAGGCGAGAGAUCUUUAG
Molecule: messenger RNA, 1086 nt
Organism: Aspergillus tanneri
Lineage: Eukaryota; Fungi; Ascomycota; Eurotiomycetes; Eurotiales; Aspergillaceae
Exons: 3
Coding region: 1-1086 (361 amino acids)
Biological process (GO): 'de novo' NAD+ biosynthetic process from L-tryptophan
Cellular component (GO): cytoplasm
Molecular function (GO): heme binding; metal ion binding; indoleamine 2,3-dioxygenase activity
Source: RefSeq, a predicted model, not a curated record